AUUAUUAACAAACAACGACAGUUGCAUCGAUAUGUUAGCAGGCUUCUGCUAUUGCAGGCCGCCAUCGCUGACAACAACAACAACAACAACAACAAUCAAUCGAAAAGCGCGAGUAAGAGCAGACCGUAAGGCAUGCAUCCAACAUUACAACAAUAUUAUCGGAAAGGGGAAAGGUUGAACGUGUUUUGUGUUGUGAAGCGGGCGACAAAUGCCUCUCUACGUUAUGCGAGUGCGAAUGAUACCGCUGCCGUUUCCGAAUGUGUGUGCGCCCUGUGUUUUUACACCCGCGGCUGCCGUUCCUAUCUGUGUUGUUUUGGUUUUGAUGGUUGUGGCUGCCGCCGUUGCCGUUGCCGCCGCCGCUCCCGGUUCCUCUAAGUUCGGCGCCGUGACGGCGCUUCUCUUACGGCUGAUCGAGUUUGUUUGGUAGUGGUAGACGGACAUUCCUCGGUGCUGGUUGAUCCGUGUUUCGAGUUCCAUCUGGCAUUAGAACUCUGUCCCGAAGUCGCUAGUUGUAGAUUAUAGCGUUGAUAGUAGUUAAUCAGUGCUUUGACGCUAGCCUUCGUCAUGUGGGUCAGAUAAAGAACAGGCGGCGGGGGUGCUGGUGGAAACCCAGAAAAAAAAAUUGCAGUGAGCAAUGAUGAUAUGAAGAGGAUAGUAAAUUCUCAAAGAAGAGCCACUGAAAGGCAAGCCUAUACUGUAACCAAGAUUCUACGUGCGCCGAUGCAUUGUCUCUCUACCAUUGUCCCAUCUGUAGCUGUAAACAACCGAAGCCCUGUUGGUUUACGCCGUGUAAUUCGACAAAUUUUAUCAACAAUCAUUGACGUUGAUACUGCCACUACAAAUUCUACUUUAUAUUGUCAUCGCACAUCGCCGCACGAAGGCGGUAGGUAGGACUUGGCCACGAUCAUUUGCUACUAUAAGGAGGGAGCUGGAGCAAGUUGUCGUGGGUGUGUUGCAGAAAAGCAGAGAAAGGAUCCACACAUUAUUAUUAUUAUUGUUAACAUUUUUAUUGCUGAUCCAAAGAUAACUAGUGGUGUGCAGUCGAAAACUGCUAUCGUUUCAUAGAGACGCCACGGUGUCCGAGAGAGCAAAGCAUCGCUUACACAACAAAGAUCUUGUACGACGACACAUACACCCAACGCACUAGCAUCGGAAGUCAAUGGAUAGUGGCCGUGUGCUGGCGGUGCUUUCAGUAAUGCUGUUUUUUGUGUCUACUGCUGAGAACAACGUAAGUCGUGGGUAUCGUUCGUUGUGUCCUAUGUGUCUAUGAUACUGACCGUACUUACUAUCGGUUUCUACAUAUAUAACACUGUCAAAGGUGGUGCUUUGGUCUCUUUUGCGAGGGCAGCUACCCUAGGUGCUCGUUUUUGGUGCCUGUGUUCGUGGAAUUCUUGAUGCUGUCGUUGUGAAGUAAUGAAGAAGUGAUCGUACCGAAAGUGAGUGUAUAAUGGCGGUAGCAAGUCCAGCAUCGAAAUCGGCUUUUUGAGUAAAAUAUUUUUCAGACACGUUCUGAACAAACAUGGUUCUCCUCAGGCAGGCCGGCAGGACAACGUCGAUUAACGGGUCUAAAAGAGGGCGACGGACCAACCGGCCUUUUAAGAACUAACAUCUUGACCCAAGGAACGAAUUUAAACGAAUAUACGUGUUGGUGGCAGCAGCAGCAGCAGCAGUAGAAAUAGUGAAGCAAGAUUCACGAGCCAAUCACUCCGAAUCAUUAGUCGAGAGAAACUCAUCUCAACAAGAUAAUACCAUUAGUUUCCGUUGAUAUGCCUCAUGUUGUUGUCAGUGGAAUAGUGUGGCUGCCAAUUAUUCUGUGUUGACGUUAGCACAGCAUAUUUUCGUCUACAGAAGCAACGAAAAAAAGAAGUUCCACGCCAACGGACAACAUAAACAAAAAAAAUAUGGUGAAACUCUUCAAACCAAGUUGGGUUAACCAUGAUGGCAAUCCGAUCUUUUCAGUCGACGUUCACCCGGACGGAAGCCGUUUUGCAACGGGAGGUCAGGGUCAAGACUGCGGGCAGGUGUGCAUAUGGAAUAUGGGUCCUGUGUUACGAGCCGACGAGGAGAAAAAGGAUAGCAUACCGAAGCUGUUCUGUCAACUGACUAAUCAUCUUGCCUGCGUUAAUUGCGUUCGCUGGUCUCACGACGGCCGUUUUCUAGCUUCGGCUGGUGACGAUAAAACAAUCAUCAUUUGGCAGAUCGGUCGCACAAUUAGCGGACCCGGAUCAUAUGGCGCUGCAUUUGGAAAGGCUAAUGUCGAACAGUGGAGAACCGUGGCUUGUCUGAAGGGCCACGAUGGAGACAUUCUUCAUGUGGCGUGGUCUCCUGCAAGCGACGAAUAUAUUGCAUCCUGUUCUGUUGACACAACAGUCGUUGUGUGGAAUACUCGUCGAUGGCAUGAACGUGUAGCCGUUCUUCGAGGACAUCAAGGAUUUGUCAAGGGCGUCUGUUGGGACCCAUUAGGGAAGUACGUAGCGACGCAAAGCGAUGACAAAACUGUGCGACUUUGGCGAACGCACGAUUGGCAACAGGAGUGCGUCAUUUCAACACCUUUCGAAGAGACCGGCGGUACAACUCAUGUUUUGCGCUUAAGCUGGUCACCGGAUGGUCAGUACGUUGUGUCAGCACAUGCGAUGAACAACGGCGGACCGACAGCUCAAAUCAUUGAACGGGGCGGCUGGCGAACCGUUAAGGAUUUUGUUGGUCACCGGCGAGCAGUCACGGUGGCCCGAUUUUUUCCCAGUAUACUUAAAUCAGCCACCAGCACAACGAAUUCUUCUGGCGAUAGCAAACAGUAUCUUGCGGACAUGUUCAACUGUUUGGCGAUCGGAUCUCGGGACCGUUCUGUGUCCAUAUGGCGUAACGAUCGUAAGCGUGCACUCUGCGUUGUACAUGAUCUCUUCACGAAUUCAGUCGUUGAUUUGGCGUGGAACCCGCUCACGCAACAGCUGUUGGCAUGUUCGUCCGAUGGCAGCUUAGCGGUACUUGACUUUUCGGCUCAUGAACUUGGCAAGGCAGUCACCCAAGAAGAGCAAACCGGCCUUUUUCAACGUCUGUACGGCCUUGAAGGUGCCGGGCAAGCGGGGCAACUGGCAGGAUUGGGUCUCAAUACUUUACUUGUGGAGAAUGUCGACGUGUUAAAGGCACAUGGGAAAGCUAAAACCAAUGGAGUGACUCCGACGACAGCUGUUCCUCGAACGGAUGUCUCACAGACAACACAAAGUAACCCGUCUAUGGUUUCUUCUCAACGUUUGGCGAAAGGUCCCACAGAUCGACAGAUCGAAACAAUUCUUCCCGAUGGCCGACGUCGCAUAACCCCAUUGUACAUUCCUCUGGACUCGGUCGGACCUGAGGGUGGCGAAGGCGGACCUCCAUUGACAUUCAGCAGUUCCAGACAAGAGAAAUCCAAAAUUCUUGUCGAGAAACGGGAAAACUCAUCUUGCUCCCUGCCCCCGGUACCAGCUACUGUAGCGACACCCCAACCGCAAGUGUGUUCCGGCCCAGACCUUACUAUCGCCCCUAGCAAGCAGAACCAGUCUUCUCAGGUCUCACAAAAGCCUUCACAGCCGCCACAACAGCAGCAACAACAACCACCACCAGUUCAUACACAACAAAUGACUCAACCGGGUCCGGUAAUAGCGAGCAAUGCUGCUGUCGAUGGAAAGGCAAAGCCGAAGAGAAUUCGGCCGACAUUGGUUAGUGCUCCUGGCGGCCAGCCUAUUGGCACCAACGGACUGCAAAGCAUCUCUUAUCAGGAUAAUGCGUCCCCUACCCCAAUUCAAUCGGAGGAUGUCAACGCUCAGCAAAGAUUCUCCAGCGUCACCGCCGCCGCCGUUAGUCAUCAGGUAUCUGGUCCUAUGCAGCUACCGGUUAAUGGAGCUCUUGUGCUUGGCGCACAAGUAUACCCCGCAUUGCAGCUUCGUCAGCCGUGUGUGAUAAAUAUUGAAUUAGGGCUGACCGUGCAAAUUACGAUCAACAUCCCUGUAGCGGGCGGAUGGACGAUGUCACGCAUUGUGUGCACCAAAAUUGUCACCGGAUCAACAUCCGCUACCGAAGGUGCCCCGAUAUCGCAAGAGUUGUGGGACACGGUCCUAGAGGGGCGUGUCUGUGCGGCGGCUGCUUCCGUCAAUCUGACGGCGUUGGUUGAUUCCGAGGGUCACCUAGUACUUUUAUGCACUCGAUCUGGUCGCAGAUUGGUAUCUCCUCUGGUAUUGUCUGGCCAAGCGGCCAUGAUAACCUGCCGAGGCUGCAGAAUCGCGGUGCUUACGGUGGAUGGAAUGCUCACUCUUUAUGAGGUUUCAAGACCCGAACCGGAAAUAGGCGUGUCAUCCAGGGCUGACGCACCGAGCAGUGAAUGCAGUUAUUCUGCCAGCCUUGCUAGUCUGGUUUACGGAGAUGGGCGCGGUUGUUAUCGACGUUUGUUGUCGGAAAGUGUUCGAUCAAUUAUGAGUGCCAACAAAUCGGCAACACUGCGUUCACUUGAUCUUCUACAGCCUCAAGGACUUCCGUUGCUGUCACUUUCCAAUGGUCGUAACUACUUCUUCGACCAGGAGGCUUCGUCGUGGAGUUUGAUAAGCUGGACUAGCGGCGUGAUUAGUCGAUGUUCAGAUCAUUAUGCCGCGCUACCUGUGGAUAGCACCCCGAAUCAGAAGGGACCUUUAGAACGAAUACAAGGAUCACUUCUUCGGUCUACCGCUAGCCGCACGAUGAGCAGCCUCCAAGCGAACCCAUCGAUACAAAGGUCGGCAACUCUUGCCUUUCUGGAAAGCGAACUCAACGGAGCUCGUGUUCUGUCAUCACCGAGUGAGUUCCGCUUCUGGGCAUUGGCCCUUGUGCGUUUCUUGGCCUCUGAAGGCCUUGAAGCACGACUUCGAUUGGCGUUGGAUGACAUCAUUGCUGCCGAUGGAUUUCACAACGAGACCGAGUUAAGUUCUGUCAGUGCACGCCAGAUGCUCGCGGACGUCCUUCCUGUUAUAGCGGCCAAUCUGCGAUUGCAGCGCGUCUACCUUGAAUACAAACAGCGAUUGGAGUUGCUUCAAGGGGCCAGAACGCACGGCAAACUGCCGCGCGUAAGUUCACUACGUGCUCGGCAGGCCGCGGCCGUAGCGAAGCCUCCACGGCGACCUAGUCCACAACCGGAGAAUGUUUCUAUUGCCGUCGGCGGCGUGGAGAACGGGACGUCAGGCGCCGGAACUGGAACAACUACGCCUAAACAACCGACUCCUGGUGUGCAGCCAAGAAAGAGAGGUCGUCCUCCAAAGAAUCGUGGUAUUUCAAAAAUUGCACGUGUAGAACAGAGGGCGGAACCCGUAGAAGAAACUGAGGUGGAUGCGCAAGGUCCGUUAGCUAUAAACGGUACGGUACAAGAAAACAACAACCACAACAACAACGGAUGCACGACCCAAGCUGGGAGUACACUCACGAAUGAAGUGAAAGAAGUUCUCACUCACAAACAACUAAAUGGUGAUAACAAUAGCAGCAGUACGAACGAGAUCGAUGGCGAUGAUCGAAAAAUAGAGUCAACAAGCAAAGAUGCACCAACAGCAGCAGUGGGGGAUUUGGUUAUCACAGAAGCCAAUGGCGGUAAAAGUGGCUCGCCGUCGAUGGCAACAAGCGGGGGCUCCGUCUGCCGGGUUCUUCAAGGAGUUCUCAAAGCUAUUGAAAAGGAGGAGGAGCGCGAACAGCGUCAGGAUCAUGACGACACAACGAUACCCUUGGUAACCAGUCAGCCCAUAUCAGCAGCAGACGCUGCAGCAGUAGCAACAACAACAACAACAACAACAACAACGGCAACAACAGCUGUUCUAACUGAAACAGCAAACACUGCCACCAGUAUAGCAAACGGCAGCUAGGUAACCGCCGCCGCUAGCUUGCGUUAGUUUUAUUCUAAUCUAUUCUACGACGAGUUUGAUAUAUCAGUGACAUCGAAGAGACACACUCAGUCUCAUGAACUCCCUCAAAGGACAGGGGAAAAAUAGCAGGUCAAACGGGGGUAAAUCGUAACAAAUUUAACUCUGCUUUAUAGUUACCCGAAAAAGUCGACCUCAACUUAUUUAUUCUGCUUAAUGUAAUGACCAACAAGCAAAGUGAGCGACCUCGAUAUAUUGUAAAUAAGUACAAACAGACACACACACACACAUACACACACGUAUAUAUAUAUAUAUAUAUAUACAUAGGUAAAAGAUAUGUAUGUCGUAGCUAGACAGAUAAAUACUAUAUCCUUAGCUAGGGUUAUCUUAUUACAGAGCAAAUCAAUAUCUGAAAUUGAUAAAGUAAUCAACAAUAAACGUGGGAGAGAAAAUUGCGGGUAUGACAGAUCCGCCUGUUUUACUAUCAGAACAGAAAAGUGGAUGAGGGUAUAUCUUCACUCCGCCAAAUGUAUCAAUAGACAUGAUUAUCUUCGUGAUGAUCUGAUUGUACAGACAGUUACCAUUAGUUACUUGGCGCCCUGCGCCGUGUCCAACUGCUCAGUAGCGAAAUAUCCUGAACAGUGGAUGCGUACGUUGGCGCCUCGAGAUUGUAUAUUUUCUUUCGGUGUCAAAGAUCCAAGACUCAAUGAAUAUUGACAAAAAACAUAGCCUGCAUAAUAAUAAACAUCUAUGUUUUUUAAGUGCUGCGGUCUUCUGGUAGGCUGCCUAAAAGCCGCGCCAGGCUAUCCGUGAUCAUAAUGACUAAAUCUCCAUGUAUGAUUACCUUGCAAAACGGUUACAACAUCAUGCAUACGUUGCCGAAGAAAGACACCUACGGACAAACUGCAGCAUCCAUCGACUGUAGUUGUAGCAAAAUUGGCGAAUCGAUGGGCAAAGGUGUUUCAACAAUGCAUUGUGAAAAUAGUACGAUGAAUGUGCUGCAUUACUUUCUGCUAUCAGUGAUUAGGAUUUUCUCAGUGGUAAUCACAGUUUUCCAUGGCAAAUUGUCGGAAUACAACACAUUUUGUACAAUAUAUUCAUAAUAAAUACACGCGGCACCGGGCAGUAUUUGCAAGUGUAUCGAAUAGGGCUAGUAUUUUUUUUUCUAGUAAUAUUAGACAAACAACCUUGCUAUUUUCUGCGACACUACAUUGUAACGGGCUGACUCAAAUCUGAUUCCAGAAACAGAGAGCUUGCCUCAAUGUGCAAGUUUAUGCCAAAUGAUCUUGUAAUGCCUUAACUGUGUAAUAAUAUAAGUUUUCCAUCAAACUGAAUCGUAACGUUUGUUAUAUGCUUGUAUUUAUCAUGAAUAUUAGCUGUACAUUAGCUUUUCCAUAAAUGAGUUGUUCAAUGACAACAAGUUCUUUUCUAUAAUAGCGAUGCAAACCAUAUGUAUUUGAUCACUCCUCGGAAUAUCGGAAAUUCUCAAAUCUAUUUUUGCCCAUAUAUUAUUCCAUUAUCAGCUCAGGUCUCGAUUUGAUUUGAACUAUUCCUGCGCCUAUUGCUGUUUCUAAUUUAGGUGGCAUCUCAAUCCUUGCUAUCUGGCUUUCUUUUUUACCCUGCCGGUAAGACGUAUUUUUCAUUCAAAAAGUUACAUUCUCAUUUUCAAUAACAUAAUUUUUACCGAAUUCACCAAUUUGCUUCAUUAACAAACAACUAAGUGUUGCCAAUAUGCAACCAUUUUAGAUCAGCUAUCAACUAUUAUAGACGCUUAAAUACAUUCAUAAGGGUGAUAAAUAGAGAACCAAGGCUUGUUUAAAUAUAACCUGUAAAUAAACCUUGUGUAUGUAAAGAUAACUGUCUGACGAGUGUAACUGUGUAAGUGGUUAGAAACCUACGAAGGAAAAAGGCCGAGUCAAUCAACGAAAUUAACAACGCGUAAUAAUUAAAUCUGUGACGAAAGUACCUACUGGCUGCCGUAUCAUACUGCCGAUAAAUAAAAAAAAACUG
Messenger RNA from Varroa destructor (honeybee mite), 7859 nucleotides. Its product is annotated as protein HIRA-like. Gene Ontology annotation, cellular component: HIR complex; chromatin; nucleus. Gene Ontology annotation, molecular function: nucleosome binding; protein binding. The record is from RefSeq and is a predicted model, not a curated record. Gene Ontology annotation, biological process: regulation of DNA-templated transcription; DNA-templated transcription; chromatin remodeling. Lineage: Eukaryota; Metazoa; Arthropoda; Arachnida; Mesostigmata; Varroidae.